Messenger RNA from Jaculus jaculus (lesser Egyptian jerboa), 2329 nucleotides. It is a transcript of the gene Aldh1a2, whose product is annotated as aldehyde dehydrogenase 1 family member A2. Gene Ontology annotation, molecular function: aldehyde dehydrogenase (NAD+) activity. Bases 98 to 1654 code for a protein of 518 amino acids. The transcript has 14 exons. The record is from RefSeq and is a predicted model, not a curated record. Lineage: Eukaryota; Metazoa; Chordata; Mammalia; Rodentia; Dipodidae.
GCCUAUAAACGGGCGAGCGAGCGAGCGAAGCGCACCUCACCUCCGCGCCUCACCUCCGCCUCGUCGCCUCGAAGGGGAGGGCGGGGGUGCACACCCCAUGACUUCCAGCGAGAUCGAGAUGCCCGGCGAGGUGAAGGCCGACCCCGCCGCGCUCAUGGCGUCCCUGCACCUCCUGCCGUCGCCCACGCCCAACCUGGAGAUCAAGUACACCAAGAUCUUUAUUAACAACGAAUGGCAGAACUCAGAGAGUGGGAGAGUGUUCCCUGUGUAUAACCCAGCCACGGGGGAGCAGGUGUGUGAAGUUCAAGAGGCGGACAAGGCAGAUAUAGACAAAGCCGUGCAAGCAGCUCGCCUGGCCUUCUCUCUUGGUUCAGUAUGGAGAAGGAUGGAUGCUUCAGAAAGAGGACGUCUGCUGGACAAGCUUGCAGACUUGGUGGAACGAGACAGAGCAGCUCUUGCAACCAUGGAAUCCCUAAAUGGUGGCAAGCCGUUCCUGCAAGCUUUCUACGUGGACUUGCAGGGUGUCAUCAAAACCCUGCGGUAUUACGCAGGCUGGGCUGACAAAAUUCAUGGAAUGACCAUUCCUGUAGAUGGAGAUUACUUCACCUUCACACGACAUGAGCCCAUCGGGGUGUGUGGACAGAUCAUCCCAUGGAACUUCCCGCUCCUGAUGUUCGCCUGGAAGAUUGCUCCAGCUCUGUGCUGUGGUAACACGGUGGUGAUUAAGCCAGCUGAGCAGACACCACUCAGUGCACUCUACAUGGGAGCCCUCAUCAAGGAGGCUGGCUUCCCACCUGGAGUUGUCAAUAUUCUGCCAGGGUAUGGACCCACGGCUGGGGCAGCAAUAGCUUCUCACAUUGGCAUAGACAAGAUUGCAUUCACUGGCUCUACUGAGGUGGGAAAGCUGAUCCAAGAAGCGGCUGGGAGGAGCAACUUGAAGAGAGUAACUCUGGAGCUGGGCGGGAAAAGCCCCAACAUCAUUUUUGCAGACGCUGACUUGGACUAUGCCGUGGAGCAGGCUCACCAGGGCGUGUUCUUCAACCAAGGCCAGUGCUGCACCGCAGGGUCCCGCAUCUUCGUAGAGGAGUCCAUCUACGAGGAGUUCGUGAAAAGAAGCGUGGAGAGGGCCAAGAGGCGAAUAGUGGGGAGCCCCUUUGAUCCUACCACUGAGCAGGGUCCUCAGAUCGACAAGAAGCAGUACAACAAGAUCCUGGAGCUCAUCCAGAGUGGCGUGGCUGAGGGCGCCAAGCUGGAGUGUGGAGGCAAAGGACUGGGCCGCAAGGGCUUCUUCAUUGAGCCCACUGUUUUCUCCAACGUCACGGACAACAUGCGGAUCGCCAAGGAGGAGAUCUUUGGUCCUGUUCAAGAAAUUCUGAGGUUUAAGACCUUGGAUGAAGUCAUAGAAAGAGCCAAUAACUCGGACUUCGGACUCGUGGCAGCUGUCUUUACCAAUGACAUCAACAAGGCACUCACAGUGUCUUCUGCAAUGCAGGCCGGGACUGUUUGGAUCAAUUGCUACAAUGCCUUAAAUGCCCAGAGCCCCUUUGGUGGGUUCAAGAUGUCUGGAAAUGGGAGAGAAAUGGGAGAGUGCGGCUUGCGGGAGUACUCAGAAGUGAAGACUGUGACGGUGAAGAUCCCGCAGAAGAGCUCGUGAGAAGGCCCAGGAGGAAGAGUUCCAGUGUGCCCUGACUGCCACACUCCACCAGAGCUGCUCUGCCGUGCCUGCCCAGCGGCUGGCCACUCACCACUGUGGCCUCUCAACCAGCAAGCUUCAGCCGACAGAGGGGAGGGGAGCCAAGCUCACCUUCCUCCCAGCCUCGCCCUCCUCUUCCUCCUUCCUUCCAGUGACCCCAGCUUGGUGCAGGCGGCAGCAUCAGUCCUUCCCCUCUCUCUCCACUGCUGAAUCCAAGCCAGUCUCCAACCUUGACGAGCUUCAUUUAUUUAAGAGUACCAAACAUCAUGUAGAAUAUGUGGAAUGUGGGCAACAUAGGUACAUGUAUAUACAUACACACACAUAGAUCCUCCUGUAUUUAACUGUCUUCUGCUUCUCACCACACCCAGUUUUGGUUUCUAUUUAUAGCCCUGUCUGUCCACAGUGGGUGGAAGCAAGCUCUCCUUGCAAAUGACAGUGCACUCAGCGGUUGAAGCCUUGACAAGCCACUGAGCCCCUCAGCGAAGGGCCUGCUCAUGUCUUGUAGCGCAUCCACGUGAACAUGCCAUUAACCAGCUGUUACCUUUAAGCUGCAGUAUAGGAUGUGAAAAGGAAGAGUUAUUUCUUUUAAUUUACUUAAAAGAAACUGUGCUAGCAAUAAAGCAUUUAUAUUGUGUA